Monomorium pharaonis (pharaoh ant) is the source of this 760-nucleotide messenger RNA. Its product is annotated as flavin reductase (NADPH)-like. The record is from RefSeq and is a predicted model, not a curated record. The coding region runs from base 72 to 677 and encodes 201 amino acids. Lineage: Eukaryota; Metazoa; Arthropoda; Insecta; Hymenoptera; Formicidae. The transcript is spliced from 5 exons.
GUCUUCUCGCGAGAGGACAGAUAUAGUCGCCCAGUCCUCAAUAAUGACGUGUGUUGUCAGUUCGACGUGAGAUGAAGCGAGUCGUGAUAUUCGGAAGUACAGGAGUCACCGGCCUCUGCUCUCUGAGGACCGCCGUAGAAAAAGGUCUGGAAGUGCGAGUUUUGGUAAGGGAUAAGAAUAAGAUUCCUAAAGAUCUUAUAGAUAAAGUUGAAGUAGUUGUUGGAAAUGUUACUAACGCGAAAGAUGUUGCAAAGACGGUAGCUGGUACAGAUGCUGUCGUAGUAAUACUUGGAACCGGGAAAGACUUAAGUCCUACUACUGUACUAUCUGAAGGCAUGCAAAAUAUAAUAAAUGCCAUGAAAGCGCAUAAUAUUGAAGUAGUCUCCGUAUGUCUAUCGGGAUAUUUGUUUUACGCGCUUGAAGAAACGCCUGCUCUGUAUAUAGAAGGGACCAAAGAGCAUCAGCGCAUGUUUGAUAUAAUCAAAUCAAGUGGCUUAAAGUGGGUGGCGGUAUUUCCACCAUAUAUUACAGGAGCACCAAAGUCCAAGUACACUGUUACAAUCGAUUCUGUACCUGGACGACUAAUUUCCAAACACGACUUGGGUGAAUUUCUCGUUGAAUGUAUUGAGAAUCCUGAUUAUUACCAAAAGAUAGUCGGCCUCGCAAACACAGCAUAAGACGUGUAGCAUUGUAAAGAUACAUGAAUAAUAACAUGCAUGUAUUUUUUUAGUAGAAAAAUAAAUAUGUAUAUUUAUGUAAA